AUGUCUUGGCAAUCUUCAUCAGCUAUGGCUGGGAUCGGAGGAAUGCCCGCCAUGGAUGGUUCAAAUGGCCCACAAGGGACGGAAUACACAUUACAGGGUGUGAUGCGCUUCCUUCAGACAGAAUGGCACAGGCACGAACGUGACCGCAACGCGUGGGAGAUUGAACGAGCGGAGAUGAAGUCUCGCAUUGGCCGACUGGAAGGUGACCUGCGGACGAGCAAGCGCCUACAGGAGUCCCUCGGGAAACACGUGCGGCUGAUGGAGACUGCGCUCAAGAGGGAGAGGGAGAAGGUCAAGAAACUGUCAAACAACGAAAAGGUUGAAGAUCCCAAGAAUCCCAAGGAGACUGCCCGUGAUACUGUGAACUUCCUGAAAGCGCAACACCCAAAGCCCAGCGCGGACCGCGAGAACAACCAGGAACCCGAUAAUGAACACCAGCUUGAGGGUCAGGGUCAAGUUGAGGAGGACAUAGACAAAGUCCGAGUUUACCUAUCGAAGGCUUCCCAAGAAAUCGCCUACCAUGUUAUUCCAACCUCUCAUCCACCUCCUGAUAUGAACGACAACGACAUGUCAGGCCAGCUUUAUGGCAAUCCACAGCUGUCGCAGCAGAACCUCGAGGAGGCUUACCUUCAGCAACAGCGCCAAAAGGCAAACCAUGCUAUGGCGCGCGAAAUGGUGCUCCAGAACAACCAACCUGUGCCAAAUCAUUACUCUGACAAUGCCAUGGCUCGCUCUCAGAACCAGUAUCUUACCCGGGAUGCUAUGGAUCGACGAUCAAUCGACACGCAAGGAUCCACCGCACCUGUUGAAAACCGAAGCCAGGUAUACGAACAGGGCAUCGUGAACGAUCGCUCAAACCAGGCAUAUGAGGCCCAGGGCCCUCAUGUGGCCGUCAAAGAGGGCAUGAAUCUGCAAAAGUCGACCGAGGACAGAACCGAGGACGUGGAUGGUUGGAAUUUUGAUGAACCGGUGGAGCAAGAGCCUGUGGCUACUGAGAAAAUCCCGCCUCAUCGUCCGGAUACUGAUGCCUUUCCAAAAGCCAACUUUGUGCCCCCUGAGACCAAGGGCGGAUCGCUUCCUCACCGAAGGAAGAGCUCAGGGUCAAGGCGCAAGAGUGAUGGUGCGAUAGAUGCCCGAGAAGCCGGCGCAGCUUUUGGACAACAGCAAGAUUCCAAUUUCAAAGUCCGCUUUGCGCUGCGCGGCCACUUGGACGUGAUCCGGUCCGUCAUCUUCACGGGUGGCGGUAGCCCAUCAGAGCCUGAGAUCUGCACCUGCAGUGACGAUGGAACCAUCAAGCGAUGGAUCAUUCCGGCUACUUAUGGUGGUUUCGGAGCUCACGGUCCAGGCUCCAGCAAUGAUUUGGACAUUACAAGUUAUUUCACUCAUCGCGGACAUCAAGGCGCUGUGACCUCCCUGGCGGCCUGCUCACCGUCUCAGAACAUCUCCAAUGGCGGCCGUGUUAUGGGCGAUGGCUGGGUGUUUUCAGGUGGCCAAGAUGCCAGCGUACGUGUAUGGGAACGUGGUCGGGUCGAUCCCAAAGCCACCUUGGAUGGACACACAGAUGCAGUUUGGGGACUAUGCGUCCUUCCUGGCACUGUGGGCUCUGUCUUCGGCGACUCAAGCAGCCAUUAUGGUGGAUCCGAUCGAAUCCUUCUGGCUUCGGGCGCAGCCGAUGGGCGCAUCUUGAUCUGGGCCGUCAGCGCCCCUCCUCAAAUCGCCUCACCUCCGGCUGGAAACCGCCGUCAAGGCGGAAGCCGGCGGGCGAACUCAAUAUCCUCCGGUUCCAACUUCCCAACCUCUCCUCAGCCGAGUGUUGCAACUACCACAUCUUUCCACUACAGCCUUGUUCAUCACAUCAGUCGCACCGAUUCCCCUUCUCCUACAUGCAUCAGCCCGUUGUCCCUUGCAGGCGUUAACUUCGUUGUCUCCUACUCGGACGCAUCUAUCCUCGUCUACGACACGCGAACUGGCGAAGAGAUUGCUGUUAUGGCGAGUCUCGAGACAUAUGACGGGACGCCCUCCACCGGCGUGAACUCUGUCGUUGCCACAACCAUCGGCUUCGAUGGAACAGCUAAUCUUGAUCCCAACCGCGCAAUGGCCGAAGAAGAAGUGGUCCAUGGAGCUACUGGAUCAAGUAGCGUGGAGGGAGUAAUCAUCAGUGGUUACGAGGAUCGAUACAUCCGUUUCUUCGAUGCGAACAGUGGCCAAUGUACAUACACGAUGCUUGCUCACCCGGCUGCGAUAGCCUCACUGUCAUUGUCUCCAGAUGGGCGGGAGCUUGUUUCGGCCGGACACGAUGCAAGCCUGCGAUUCUGGAACCUUGAGAAGCGCAGCUGUAUCCAGGAGUUGACAAGCCACAGAUUGAUGCGUGGGGAAGGAGUCUGUGCGGUGGUAUGGAGCCGUGAUGGCCGCUGGGUCGUCGGUGGUGGCGGAGACGGUGUGGUCAAGGUCUUUUCCCGAUGA
This is a messenger RNA of Penicillium bovifimosum, 2463 nucleotides long. Its product is annotated as cell differentiation and development protein Fsr1. Gene Ontology annotation, molecular function: protein binding. Bases 1 to 2463 code for a protein of 820 amino acids. Lineage: Eukaryota; Fungi; Ascomycota; Eurotiomycetes; Eurotiales; Aspergillaceae. The transcript is spliced from 4 exons. The record is from RefSeq and is a predicted model, not a curated record.